AUGAGUCACUCCGUUCCCGACCUCGACGCGAUAGGCAUCAAAGCCGAACACGACCUCGCGGACCAAUUCCGUCGCGAAGUCGCUCAACUCCUCGGACGCACCAACCUCAAUUUCCCCGGCGCACAACCUGUCAGCUUCUCUGCAAAACACUUAAUGGAGCUUCAAAAAGAAGAUUACUAUGUUUGUGAGAAGACAGACGGCAUCCGGUGCCUGAUGUAUUUUGCGCGCGGCGAUCCAGAGUCCGAGUCACCGGAGAUUCACUACUUGAUUGAUCGCAAGAACGACUACCGAUUCGUGCCAGGCCUACAUUUCCCUCUUCCAAACGACGAAACCUUCCAAUCCUACCACGUCGAUACAUUGGUGGACGGCGAGCUGGUUAACGACAUAUACGAGGACGGAUCCCAACAGCUCAAAUACCUAGUCUUCGACUGCCUCGUGCUAGACGGACAGAGUCUGAUGCACCGAACACUCGAUAAAAGACUCGCCUAUUUCAAAGAAAAGGUGCUGAAACCAUACAAUGCGAUGUACCGCAAGUUCCCCGACGAAAAAAAGCACCGCGCUUUCGCCGUCGAAGACAAAUCCACACAAGUCAGCUACGGCAUUGAGAUGAUGUUCCGCGAGAUUAUCCCGGCCGUCAAACAAAUUCACGGAAACGAUGGCCUGAUCUUCACUUGUCGAAGCACACCCUAUCGCAUUGGCACAGACGAGCACAUUCUCAAGUGGAAGCCCCCCGCCGAAAAUACCAUCGAUUUCCGCGUGCGCCUCGAGUUCCCCAUCCUUGAGCCUGAUACAGAUGACGAAGCAGAAGGUAUCUCAGAACCUUACGUCGAUUACGACGCUAUCCCAAUAUUCCAUCUCUUCGCCAUGCUGAACGCGGGCGAAUACCGCCAUUUCGCCGAGAUGUAUGUUACGCCCGCGGAAUGGGAGGAUCUGAAAGCCAUGCGUGUCCCGUUAGAUGAUGCCAUUGUCGAAUGUUACAAGGAUGAGAAUGCACGUUGGCGCUUCCAUCGCCUACGUGACGAUAAGCUUGACGCCAAUCAUAUCUCGACUGUUGAGAAGGUUUUGGAGAGUAUCGAGGACCGGGUCACUGAGGAUGACCUUAUUCGUUUGGCGCCUGUUAUCAAGACUGCUUGGAAGAAGCGGCAGGCGGGUGGUUCAGAAGGUGGUCGGGGCAUGCCAUCAAUGAAUGGCGGCGGUAUGAAGCGGAAAUUUGAAGAAUAA
Molecule: messenger RNA, 1221 nt
Organism: Penicillium verhagenii
Lineage: Eukaryota; Fungi; Ascomycota; Eurotiomycetes; Eurotiales; Aspergillaceae
Product: mRNA guanylyltransferase
Exons: 1
Coding region: 1-1221 (406 amino acids)
Biological process (GO): 7-methylguanosine mRNA capping
Cellular component (GO): mRNA capping enzyme complex
Molecular function (GO): mRNA guanylyltransferase activity; ATP binding
Source: RefSeq, a predicted model, not a curated record